GGAGGAGGAGAGUCGACAGUCAUCUGAUUGUUUUCCUGUCCCACCCUCUACCGGACAGACGGAGAGAGUUCACGGUAAACGGGCUCAACACACCGCCUUCGGGAGCGUUUCUGAGCCGAGCGAAUGAAGACGAUCGACGCGCAGCGGCAGAAAGGACGCGACGCCAUUAAACCAGCGAGACGCGAUCAGCUGAGCGCCUCUUCCUGCCACAGACGCCGAGAAAGAAGUUCCAGAAUCUGAGCAGAACUUCAGAAACCGCUGAAAGAAGACCCGCGAUGGUCGGUCUGGACGGGGAAACCUGACGAUGCGAUCCAGGCGAGCGUGAGAGAGCGUUUCUGAGCGCGUUUCUGCGCGUUUGGCCGCAACUUGAAUUGGCUUUUCCUGCUAUUAUUCUUCUGAGCGCUUCCUGCUCGGCCAAAACCACAGCGAAAGCAGCGGCUAAAAAUACUGACGUCUCAAUGGAGCGCUGAACAGAGACUUCAACUCUCCUGGGCUGAUGCGUCUCCUCUUUCACCAGGCGCUUGGGCGUUUUAGAAAGACUUUGAGAUCUUGCUAAGUCAUGCUUUCGUCUCUUUGAACUUAUAUGACCUUUGUAAGUGGUGUUUUCGGAGUAUGCUGGAAGAAACGCUCUUCAAGUGACCAUCCGUCACCGAUUGGGACCUUGGAGCGUCCGUUUACUCCAUUCGCGUCUACAUGGGUAUUGAUGUCUGAUGGAGACACGUCCACCGAUGAUCCGGACUUACAGAGAUCUGGGGGCGAGAGGGGUCGUGACGUACCCACCUGAACUUCAACAACACACUUCAUCUGAUUUCAAUUCAAGUGCCUUGUAAACUCCAUGGAGCCGCUGAAGAACAUAUUCUCGCGCGGCCCGCUGUCCACCUGGAAGAGCCUGGAUCAGACUCAGAAGGGAAACUUCACCAACCCGGUUUGGACCGCUUUGUUUGACUACGAGGCCUCGGGGAAGGAUGAACUCACGCUGCGUAAAGGGGACCUGGUGGAGGUCCUGUCUCUGGAUUCUGAGAUAUCUGGAGACGAAGGUUGGUGGGCGGGAAAGGUCAACAACAAGGUGGGAAUCUUCCCCUCCAACUACGUCUCCUUCAACCCCAGCGGAGACGGUGAGCUGCAGGGCUCCGGUUUGGGACCGAGCGAGUUGGAGCCGGAGAUGGUGGACUUCAACGAGCUGAGUCUGGAGGAGGUCAUCGGGGUGGGCGGGUUUGGGAAGGUCUACCGAGGAACCUGGAAGGGCGAGUUGGUGGCGGUGAAAGCGGCCCGUCAGGACCCAGACGAGGACAUCAGCGUCACGGCCCAGAACGUCCAGAAUGAAGCCAGGCUCUUCGCCAUGCUCAAGCACCCCAACAUCAUCGCGCUCAUAGGCGUUUGCCUGCAGGAGCCCAACCUGUGCCUGAUCAUGGAGUACGCUUCGGGCGGCCCGCUGAGCCGCGCUCUGGCCGGACGACGGAUCCCGCCGCAUGUUCUGGUCAACUGGGCAGUGCAGAUCGCCCGCGGGAUGCAGUACCUGCACAACGAGGCCAUCGUCCCCGUCAUCCACCGAGACCUCAAGUCCAACAACAUUCUGCUGGCGGAGCCUGUGGAGAAGGACAGCAUCGAGGGCAAAACCCUGAAGAUCACAGAUUUCGGUCUGGCGCGCGAGUGGCACAAGACGACGAAGAUGAGCACGGCGGGAACCUACGCCUGGAUGGCACCGGAGGUCAUCAAAUCAUCCACCUUCUCCAAGGGCAGCGACAUCUGGAGUUAUGGUGUGUUAUUAUGGGAGCUGCUGACCGGAGAGGCUCCUUACAGAGGGAUCGAUGGUCUGGCUGUGGCUUACGGAGUCGCUGUGAACAAACUGACCCUUCCCAUCCCCUCCACCUGCCCCGAGCCCUUCACCCAGCUCAUGUCCGAGUGCUGGGAUCAGGAUCCUCACCGGCGGCCCAGCUUCUCCUCCAUCCUGCAGCAGCUGACGGCUCUGGAGGAACAGGUGAUGGACGAGAUGCCGCAGGACUCCUUCCAUUCGCUCCAGGAGGACUGGAAACUCGAGAUCCAGAACAUGUUUGAUGAGCUGCGAGCCAAAGAGAAGGUACGUGCGUGAUUCAGUGGUAGACCCGUCUGUGCUGCAGAUCUGUUCUCAUGGCUUAAUGGGACGGUCACCACAACUCCACAGCAAGCACAUGCAUGCACAAAUUCUGCUCAUGAAAUGUAAAAAUGUAAUUUUUUACAUUA
Sinocyclocheilus rhinocerous is the source of this 2220-nucleotide messenger RNA. RefSeq names its product mitogen-activated protein kinase kinase kinase 11-like. Gene Ontology annotation, cellular component: centrosome. Gene Ontology annotation, biological process: microtubule-based process; positive regulation of apoptotic process; protein phosphorylation. Gene Ontology annotation, molecular function: protein binding; JUN kinase kinase kinase activity; ATP binding. NCBI's taxonomy places the organism in Eukaryota, Metazoa, Chordata, Actinopteri, Cypriniformes, Cyprinidae. Bases 836 to 2089 code for a protein of 417 amino acids. The record is from RefSeq and is a predicted model, not a curated record. The transcript is spliced from 4 exons.